AUGCGAAAUCAUGCCUUGCCUGAACACGCUGCAUGGCCCGCUGCGCCGCCAGCCAGCCAUGACGCGCUACGGGCUGUUAUUGGCGGUCGCGACAUCGUCCAACGCGAGGAAUUCUUAGUCCUUAUGCAUGCUCGCGAGAAGAUCAAGAAGACUGACAUACUCUCGCGACUCCGCGCCUUCCUUCGUCGAGCUUCAUCUACUACUGCUACUAUUAGUAUAAGCCCCCGUCCCCCUCCCUCCUUCCCUCUCUCAGCUUCUGUUUCCCCUCCUGCCUCCUGCGUCGCUCCUUCCUUCUUUCCUCGUAGUCGAGCUAGACCUCUUCCCACCACCGCUCUUAUCACCAUCACUCCUCCUCCUCCUCCUUUACCACCAUACCCUCUUCUCUCGUUGUCGCUGUUGAUCCUUCGCGUGGGCAAACAAUUACUGCUUCUGGUACCGCCCACUCGAUAUUGCACACAAAGAAAACUCGUGUGA
Messenger RNA from Talaromyces rugulosus, 474 nucleotides. RefSeq lists its product as uncharacterized. Lineage: Eukaryota; Fungi; Ascomycota; Eurotiomycetes; Eurotiales; Trichocomaceae. Bases 1 to 474 code for a protein of 157 amino acids. The transcript is spliced from 2 exons. The record is from RefSeq and is a predicted model, not a curated record.